Molecule: messenger RNA, 2103 nt
Organism: Paramecium octaurelia
Lineage: Eukaryota; Ciliophora; Oligohymenophorea; Peniculida; Parameciidae
Source: the annotation of a GenBank genome assembly
GUAUGAAUCCGUAUUCUGCUAAUUUUGAUUGUAUUAAGCAUAUUAAUACACUCUUUCCCAACGAAUAAUCACUUGUGGGCAUAGAUACUGAAAUUGAGAAGCUUCAAUCUGAACUUACUCAACUCUAAUCUGAAUUAUAAGAAGACAUCCAUGAACAUGCAGUCAUGUAAAAUAAAAUAUGGAGAGAUGUUCAAGAUGUUGAAUAACUCUCCUAAGGAAUUGUUGCCGAAAUUCAAGAGAUCAAAUAAAAAGCAGAAAAAAGUGAGGACUUAGUUUACUCGAUGUGUAAAGACAUUAAAUCAUUAGACAUUGCAAAAAGAAAUCUAACAUUUUCAAUUGCAGCUCUAAAAAAAUUUAUUAUGAUGUUAACAGCAAUUGAGAAAUUGAAAGAACAUUGUAAAGAAAAAAAAUAUGCAGAAGUAGCCAAUCUGCUAUCUGCAUUUACAGAAUUAUCAUAAUACUUUGUUAAAUUUUAAAAUAUUCCAUAAAUUUUAGAAAUAAAUGGAGAAAAAGAACAAUUGAUAAAGGAUCUUAAACUCUAGUUGAUAGAUGAUUUCAUCUUGUUCUAAAAAGGCACAAAUUUAAUGCAAGUCAAAGAUUUAUAAGAUGCAUGUCAAACAGUUGAACAUUUGGGAUUGAAAUUCAGGGAUGAAUUGAUUCAAAAGGUAUGCAAAUACAUAAUAUCUCCUUAUUAAGAAUUAUUUUAAUAAUUAGAAAACAGAAGUUUAGAAACUACCGAAAGAAGAUAUGCUUGGAUGGCUAGAGUCAUUAAAGAUUUUGAUACAAAAACAUAAAAUGUAUUCCCAGAAUACUGGGCAGUACAUUGUCAGAUUUACUAUGAAUUUUGUGCUGUGACUAGACUCUAAAUAACUGACAUCUUGGAAACUCUAAAAGAUUUGGAUGUUGCUGUUUUAAUGAAGGCAUUACAAGCAACUCUAAAAUUCGAAUAGAAACUCAAUGAUGAAAUGAAGAAAAGAUAUGAAGAAUGGCUUGGCAAAAAGAAUACUAAUCAAUUUGCCAUUUCAGAAUUACCCAAAAUUAAAGGAGCUAUUUCUGACAGUUUUGAACCCUAUUUAAGACCCUACAUAGAUAGUGAAGAGAGAGAGAUUAUGCAACACAUCUAAACCAUAUUAAACUCAGAUAAAUUGGACGUUGAAGGGGACUUAAAAAUUUUGAAUUCGUCUAUGAGUAUGUUUGCCUACUUUAAAUAAAUGCUCAAAAGAGCUUCACAAUAUAGUAGAACCUAGGUUAUGUUUGAUAUUUAAAAAUUAAUAAAAAAGGCUUUGAAGAGAUAUUCAGAUGAAAUUAUAUUCAAAAUUAAUUAAUCCAGAAAUAAUGAACAACUCUCAUAGAUCUUAUGUUGUUUUGUGAUCAAUACUGCAGAAUAUUGCAAAGAGACUAUUCCUGCAUUAUAGGAGAGUUUGGUCUAACAUUUGGACUCCCCUUUCUCUGAUCAAGUUGAGUUAUCAAAUGAGGAGGAAUAUUUCAAUUAGAUGAUGAACAAAUCAAUUGAAACUUUAUUAGUUUAUGUUGAUUCUAAAAUAGAUUAAUUUUAUCAAUAAAUGCUAAAGAUCGACUGGAAUGAAUUCGAAAAUAUGGGAGAUGCAUCUAAAUAUAUAAGAGAAACCAUUUCCUUUCUGGAAGGACACAUUAAAACAAUAAAAGAUCUAUUAUCAGAAUCCUAUCUCAUAUUUUAUUUGAACAAACUUGUUGUAUAUCUAAACAAUAAGUUUAUAAAUUCAGUUUUCAGAAUUAAGAAAAUUAGUGAAGUAUAUUAUCAAUUAUAUUCAAUUUUAGAUUGGAUUAUCAUAAUUGAUGUUGGAUGUUUCAGAAUUGAAAACAAAUUUAGUUAGAAUUUCAAAAUUAAAGUAAGAAUCCAAAUCAUAAUAAUCAUUCAAUAAUUUUGUUUAGAAGACAUUAUCAAGGAGUGAUUCCAUUUUAAAAUUAAUACAAAUGAGUAUUGAAAAAUUUGUUGAGAAUUUCCCAGAUUAUGCAAAGAAAUAUGAAUCAGCUCCAACCGAUUUAGAUAAGAUUCUAGGAUUGAAACAAUUAAGAAGACAAGAUGUUCCUCAAUUAAAUAAAUUUUUCACAAAGAUUAAUUGA